AUGGAGAAAUUUAGCCUGCUCUGCUUGAAUGACAAGAAUGUACUAUUUGAUAUCCUUUCGAAAUGCCAUGAUCUCAGCCUCCCAAUAUUCUCGCAAUGUCAAAGAAAACGGUUUUUAUUGCUGGCCUUGAGGUCUGCGUUAGCCCUGGAUUGUGUGGAAGAUGUCAUUUGCGUGUUGAAAGAGAAUCUCUUUAACCAAAUCCCAAGUCUUUAUAACACGUUUGUUCUGUUUAUUUACCAACUUACGGCGGCAAGUUCUAAAAGGCAUGCAGGCUUUUUGGAGCUUAUUGAGGAUAUCGAAAAGGUUUCCGAUACCAAGCUGCUUGCUUUGUAUGUGCUUGCAAAUUUAUCCUGCGAUAAAGCUUUGAUGCUGCAUCCUGAAAUUAAACAAAGGCUGGAGCAGCAGAUCAGCACCAUUGCCAAUUUGUCUUCACAGACCGUGACGCUCAAGAAGCAUAAUGGCAAACCCGAGCCCUCCAAAAAAAAUCAGAAAAAGAAACUUCGAAGGAGAAAGCUUUACCUUGAAAAGCUAUCUAAAAAAAACGGUGGCGCCAUCCCACCUCAAAAAGCUAAACCGCUUGAUCAAUGGACUCCAAAACCAAAGAAAAAGAUUGGCAAAAAGAAAACCUACAAAAAGCCUAAUGCUGCCACCAAAUAA
Molecule: messenger RNA, 657 nt
Organism: Mitosporidium daphniae
Lineage: Eukaryota; Fungi; Microsporidia
Exons: 1
Coding region: 1-657 (218 amino acids)
Source: RefSeq, a predicted model, not a curated record